ACCCUUCUAGAGACUACCACUAGCCUCCUAAACCACGAUCUCCACUGGUCCCUUUGCAACCUGAGAGCCUCUGUCACCAGAGGGCUGACCCCGAAACAGGAUUAUUGUUGUAUCUGUCUGCAGCAAUACAAGAGAAGGCAAGAGACCUCUGAUGAAAUCAUUGUCUUCAGCUGUGGCCAUCUCUACCACUCCCUCUGCCUGCUGAGUAAAGAAUGUGGCCUGGAAACCCAAGGGCUGAUGAGAUGGACUUGCUACAAAUGCAACUCCAGUAACAAAGCGGGGAAGCUAUGUGAGAGCUUCUCAGAGUUGAAAAAAGGAAGCAGCACAUCUCUGGCUCAGGCAAGUUCAGAGUCUGCGUUGGAUCCCCAGCAAAUCCAGGCCUUUGAUCAACUCUGCCGACUUUACCGGGGAACCUCCAGGUUGGCUCUCCUGACAGAGCUGUCCCGGAGUCGUGGUGGAGAAAGGCCCGGGCCUCUCAGCGUCUCGCAAGGCGACUCUGCCCUGAGCAGUGUUUUCCAGAAUGAGAAUUUCCAGCUGCACCUUGCUCCCCCUCCAUUCGCAGAGGAGUAGCUGUCUUCCCUGGUGAGGCCCAUGGCGGCUGCAGAGUACUGUGGGACAAUUCCUGCCAUCGAUGCAAGAGACUGAGUGACUGAUGCAGAGAUCUGUCAUGCUUGUUCAGAUUUGCGGGUCUGUGCAAACGUGACUUCCUUUUGUGACAUUGCUUUGUGAUCAGUGGGUUUAUAACAAUAGGCUAUCUCUAUUAGGAUCCCUCUGUCAGCCUCUUUGUCCUCUGGAAGCUAUGAACUCUUUGGCAAAUCCAUCGGUGACAAGUACAAGGUCUUGGGGCAGCUGUACUAAUCCCUGGAGCUACUGUUUCUCCAGUCAGAGUAAACCCAAAUGCCUGGAAUCCAUGCCACGUCCGUUCUUAUUCCCAGAGAAUGCAUACCGUCCCACAUGCCAAGUCAGCAUAUCUUGAGCUGCUGCCUUAACACAUAUGAGGGAAGUGGAUAAUUAACUUGAGUUGAAUUUCAGUAUCAGUAAAAGCAGUAGAGGGAAGAAAUUCCUGCCUCAUAAGGAGUUUGCAAAUACAGAAUAGUGGAUCAGAUAGAAGUGGGUGGUUUCACUGCAUGGAGCACCGUGGACCUGGGAGGACUUGUGUGCAACACUCCUGUGAAAUUCCAUUUCGUAAUGAUAAUAAUAAUAAAAAAAAUCCUGUCCUUUAAGUUCUGUAGUCCUGAUGAACAGCUGUUUAAGCCACUCGCACAGUAGAGAGGGGGCAGAAGGGUUGUUUUGACAGGCGCAGCUCUGGAGAUGAUGGUUCUUCUCAUUGCCAUUAAUCAGAAGUUUGAUAGCAGAAGAUGCAUGACAGUAUCCCAUCCAGCUGGUUUGGAAGAUGCAACCUCUAGUCCC
Molecule: messenger RNA, 1410 nt
Organism: Alligator sinensis (Chinese alligator)
Lineage: Eukaryota; Metazoa; Chordata; Crocodylia; Alligatoridae
Gene: VPS8
Product: VPS8, CORVET complex subunit
Exons: 4
Biological process (GO): protein targeting to vacuole; endosomal vesicle fusion
Cellular component (GO): CORVET complex; early endosome; HOPS complex
Source: RefSeq, a predicted model, not a curated record